UCCUACUUCCCCCCCCAAUCCUACUUCCCCCCCCAAUCCUACUCUCCCCCCCAAUCCUACUCUCCCCCCCCCCCCCCACAAUCCUAGUCUUCCCCCCCCCCACAAUCCUAGUCUUCCCCCCCCCAAAUCAUAUCACCUGGUCAUAUGCCUUGGGGUCAUAGUAAAGUUUUAUCUACAAACCUUGCAGAGGGAAAGGGCUGCCGGGCUGAUAUUAGAACGUUCAGAGACACAUUAAAUGUGUAA
Carcharodon carcharias (great white shark) is the source of this 243-nucleotide messenger RNA. Its product is annotated as extensin-like. The record is from RefSeq and is a predicted model, not a curated record. The transcript has 3 exons. The annotation marks the transcript as partial. Lineage: Eukaryota; Metazoa; Chordata; Chondrichthyes; Lamniformes; Lamnidae.